UUCCGGUAGCCUGGCCUGUGCUGGCGGCGACUAGAUGCCCGCGCGCGGUGGUAGUGCACGCCUGGGCAGAGGAUCCCUAAAACCGGUGUCGGUGACCCUGCUCCCCGACACCGAGCAGCCUCCACUUCUUGGACGAGCCCGCCGCCCAGGGAAUGCCAGAGCAGGAUCCCUAGUGACCGGAUAUCAUGAGGUCGGCCAGAUGCCUGCGCCGCUUUCCCGAAAGAUUGGGCAAAAAAAGCAGCGACUGGCAGAUUCAGAGCAGCAGCAGACCCCUAAAGAGAGACUCCUGUCGCCCCCGGGUCUCCGGCGGAGUAUCUACUUCUCCAGCCCACAGGACCGUUCUGGCCGGCUAGGACCAGAGUUUUUUGACCAGCCAGCAGUCACCCUAGCCCGUGCAUUUCUGGGACAGGUUCUUGUCCGGCGACUAGCUGAUGGAACAGAACUCCGUGGGCGCAUUGUGGAGACUGAGGCGUACUUGGGGCCAGAAGAUGAAGCUGCUCACUCAAGGGGUGGCCGGCAAACCCCCCGGAACCGUGGCAUGUUCAUGAAACCUGGGACCCUGUAUGUGUACCUCAUCUAUGGCAUGUACUUCUGCUUGAACGUCUCUAGUCAAGGGGCUGGGGCUUGUGUCUUGCUAAGAGCACUAGAGCCCCUGGAGGGCCUGGAGACCAUGCGGCAGCUUCGUAACUCCCUCCGAAAAAGCACUGUCGGCCGUUCCCUCAAGGACCGUGAACUCUGUAGUGGUCCCUCCAAGCUGUGCCAGGCCCUGGCCAUUGAUAAGAGCUUUGACCAGCGAGACCUGGCUCAAGAUGAUGCUGUGUGGCUGGAGAAUGGCCCUCUGGAGUCCAGUAGCCCAGCUGUGGUGGCAGCAGCCCGCAUAGGUAUUGGUCAUGCAGGGGAGUGGACACAGAAGCCCCUGCGCUUCUAUGUCCAGGGCAGCCCAUGGGUCAGUGUGGUAGACAGAGUGGCUGAACAGAUGGAUCAGCCUCAGCAAACAGCCUGCUCUGAGGGGCUUUUAAUUGUUCAAAAGUAAAAUAAAUCUCCUGUUUUUAGA
Molecule: messenger RNA, 1054 nt
Organism: Mus caroli (Ryukyu mouse)
Lineage: Eukaryota; Metazoa; Chordata; Mammalia; Rodentia; Muridae
Gene: Mpg
Product: N-methylpurine DNA glycosylase
Biological process (GO): base-excision repair
Molecular function (GO): alkylbase DNA N-glycosylase activity; DNA binding
Source: RefSeq, a predicted model, not a curated record